AUGCGCCUCGACUUCAUAUUCUUUGCGGCCGUGCUAUUGUUCGAUACUGUCGCAGGUCUCCUUGAACCUCCACACGCCGUCAGAAUAGAGGCCGUCGCUCAAGAAAACGAGGACCUUUUCAAACGAGCAGGCGGCGGAGGAGGUGGCGGCAGGGGAGGCGGUGGUGGUGGCGGCUCGCGGGGAGGCGGCGGUGGGAGCGGUGGUAGAACUGGCUCCAGCUCAGGUGGCGGAUCCCGUGGAAAUACUGCUUCUAGCUCCAACGCCGGCGGCACAUCGCGAGGAGGCUCGGGAGCUCCACGUGGGUUUGGCCGUGGUUCGUACUACGGCGGAGGUGCUGCAGUCCCCUACCGAUCUGGUGGUCCGUCUCCCCUAGGCAUCGCUGCCAUUGGCUUUUCUGCGGCAGUCCUCCUUUGGCCCAGUCCCUGGCUUCACGGUGCAUAUUUAUACUACUACCCCCACUCAUUUACCUUUCAUAACGACUCAACUAGCAACAACGAGACGCUUCCCGUUGUUUGCGGUUGUGGCAUGUAUCAAGUAUGUGGUUGCGAUGAAAACAACACCACAAUGAGAGAACUUGUCGGCAAUGGUUCGUACGAGGCUCUCAACAAGUCUGUCAUCGAUAUCGGCUACAACCAAAGCCAAAAGACGCUUCUUCUCAAUGGGACUCUCCCCAAUGGUACCACUGCCGAUGGUGCAGACUCUUGCGGUGUUGCUCUUGGAAUGAAGAGCUUGGUCUGGGCUGUUCUGGCUUGUGCUUUCGCUGCCAUCUUCUUUGCAUAG
This is a messenger RNA of Metarhizium album ARSEF 1941, 780 nucleotides long. RefSeq lists its product as uncharacterized. The transcript is spliced from 2 exons. Lineage: Eukaryota; Fungi; Ascomycota; Sordariomycetes; Hypocreales; Clavicipitaceae. The coding region runs from base 1 to 780 and encodes 259 amino acids. The record is from RefSeq and is a predicted model, not a curated record.